AUGCAAGUGCUCCAUCUCAUCUCCGUAUGCUUGGUCGUAGUUCUUGGUGUCGUAUCUACCGACGUGUUAAAACCCCCAUCCGAAGACGGCUUCAAGUGCUCCAAGGAAACCGUCAAAAAUCAACCCGCGACCGUGGCCUUCUGCGGCAGUCCGGAAUAUGGUGAUAUGAACAACCUUCAAACACCAACCUCAUUUACUAGUUUCAUGCUGGCAACUCCGAUUGCGGAUCACUAUGUGUGUAUUCCUCGCGACCGGUUCAAGCUGGAAAAGUAUUGCUGUAUACCCAAUAAAAUGGGAGAGACUUCUGAUACUCCACCAUCAGCCGAAAAGGUAACACAAAAUUGCAAGAAGCUUGUGGACAUUAAAGACUGA
Messenger RNA from Puccinia triticina, 372 nucleotides. RefSeq lists its product as uncharacterized. The record is from RefSeq and is a predicted model, not a curated record. Lineage: Eukaryota; Fungi; Basidiomycota; Pucciniomycetes; Pucciniales; Pucciniaceae. Bases 1 to 372 code for a protein of 123 amino acids. The transcript is spliced from 3 exons.